AUGAGUUUCACACAAUCCAUAUCGCGAUGGGCUUCUGUCCUCCUCCUGCUAUGCUUAGGGCUGGCGCACGCUCACACCGUCAUCACUUACCCCGGUUAUCGAGGAAACAACUUGCACACCAACGGCACCAUUGAACAAGCUCAUGGUCUUGGUGUCGGCUAUGAUGCGAAAAAUGGCUCAUUAACCUACCCAUAUGGCAUGCAGUGGAUUUAUCCUUGUGGUGGCAUGCCCAUGUCGACCAACCGAACCAAGUGGCCCGUCAGCGGUGGUGCUGUCGCCUUCCAGCCGGGCUGGUUCCCAGGCCACGCCACUGCCCUGAUAUAUAUCAAUCUCGGCUUCGGCGAAGUCCCCCAAAACAUGAGCCACCCAGUCGUCCCGCCUUUCCAGCUUGUCGGCCCGACCAACAACCCUUACCCCGGUACCGUCUGUCUGCCCCAGGUGCCCCUGCCGCCCAAUAUCACCGUCAGCCCGGGUGACUAUGCCACAAUUCAGCUGGUCGAGGUCGCCAAGCACGGCGCUUCGCUAUACAAUUGCGUGGAUAUUGAGUUCGCAGAGGAUGGUGAUGCGUCCGUAGAGGCGGUCACUCGCGACAAUUGCUUCAAUUCAUCCGCCAUCACAUUCGAGUACAUGUACACCACCAGUUCCAUUGGUUCAGGUGCUGCCAUGCUACAGCCGAGACUGUCGGCUGUGGCUAUUGUGCCGCUAUUGCUGGCUGUCGCAUUCGGCGUGUACAUGUAG
Molecule: messenger RNA, 738 nt
Organism: Penicillium concentricum
Lineage: Eukaryota; Fungi; Ascomycota; Eurotiomycetes; Eurotiales; Aspergillaceae
Product: copper acquisition factor BIM1-like domain-containing protein
Exons: 3
Coding region: 1-738 (245 amino acids)
Source: RefSeq, a predicted model, not a curated record